GCCCGAGCCGGGCAGCAGCGCCGCCAUUUUGUGAUCACCGCGCGGCGGACGGGGCGCAGGCUGUUCGAGAUGGUGAAGCUGUUCAUCGGGAACCUGCCGCGGGAGGCGACGGAGCAGGAGAUCCGCUCCCUGUUCGAGCAGUACGGGAAGGUGCUGGAGUGCGACAUCAUCAAGAACUACGGCUUCGUGCACAUCGAGGACAAGACGGCAGCCGAGGACGCCAUCCGCAACCUGCACCACCACAAACUGCACGGCGUCUGCAUCAACGUGGAGGCCAGCAAGAACAAGAGCAAGGCCUCCACCAAGCUGCACGUGGGCAACAUCAGCCCUGCCUGCACCAACCUGGAGCUGCGGGCCAAGUUCGAGGAGUACGGCCCCGUCAUCGAGUGCGACAUCGUCAAGGAUUACGCCUUCGUGCACAUGGAGCGGGCGGAGGACGCGGUGGAGGCCAUCCGCGGGCUGGACAACACCGAGUUCCAAGGCAAGCGGAUGCGCGUGCAGUUGUCCACCAGCCGGCUGCGGACGGCGCCCGGGAUGGGAGACAAGAGCGGCUGCUACCGCUGCGGGAAGGAAGGGCACUGGUCUAAGGAGUGCCCGGUAGAUCGCCCGGGGCAAGUGGCGGACUUUGCCGAGGCCUAUAACGAGCAGUACGGAGCCGUGCGCACUCCCUACACCGCGGGCUAUGGGGAGACCGUGUAUUACGAUGAGGCGUACGGCGGGAUGGCCGACUACUACAAGCGCUACCGCGUCCGCUCCUACGCCACGGCCUCUGCGUACGACGCCUACGCGGAGCAGACCAUGGCCCAGUACUCCCAGUACGCCCAGUACUCCCAGGUCCAGUCCUCGGCCAUGGCCGCCACCACAGCCAUGGCCAGUCGCAUCCCCACCACCUUAGACGCGUACGAUAGAGCUCUGCUGCCGACCCCGAGCGCGGCGGCUGCCGUUGCAGCUGCCGCCACCGCCGCGGCGGCGGCCGCCUCCUCCACCUAUUACACCCGGGAUAGAAGCCCCCUGCGCCGCACGGCCGCCGCGGCCACCACCGUCGGAGAGGCCUACACGUACGAGCGUGGGCAGCUGUCGCCGGUCUCCUCGGUGGCCCGGGCCUCCCUCUACGACCUGCAGCGGUUCGGGCGGGACCCGUACGCGGACCGGGCGCGGUACUCUGCCUUUUGAGCCGGAGGUGAGCGCGUUGGCACGGCUGCCGUGCGGCGGGAGGGGGAGCCCCGGCUGCUGCAGAUAAUGGGGGGGGCUGUGGCCCCCCCCAGGCACCGGUUGUGCUGGUCAAGCGUCUGUGCUUCUAUGCGAGCCGGGUGAAUGCCGGCGGUGAAGCAGGGCAUUGCCGGGCGUUAAAGCCCAGGUGCUGGCUCUGGAUGCUCUGCCCGGUGAGGAUGUGCUGUGGCAAUCGGUGCUGCUGGUGGAGCUGGUCAGUCCUGGUGGGUUGCUCUCCCUCGUGGCUCCUGCUGCUUGGAAUCCCUCCGCAGCCAGUGCUGAGCCUGUGUGCCGUGCUGGCACGGCCACGGUGGGGUGGGGGGUUCCCCCAGAGCUGCCAGCCCUGUGUGCUGUGGCUGCCAUCCGUAUUCCCCGGGAAUUGCUCCUGUCCGGGACGGUGCUCCUGGGAUCUCCUGGUAAAAGCCUCCACUGGCCGGGUUAUUGCCCUGGCACGGGUUCUCCCAGGAUGGCCACGAUCCCAGUGCGGCCCCCGGCGCCACACCAGGACUCCGCUGUGUCCCAGGAAGCCGCGCCAGGGCUCGGCCUGGUCCCCGGCCCCAUCCCGGCACCUGCGCCAACUCUGCUUUUCUCUUUUCAGGUAAGAUAUUUGCGGCUGGACGUCGGGGUCCCGUCGCACACCGAAUCGGCACCGCGCGUCUCGGGCUGCGCCGGGCUUCCAGCCAGGCUCGGCCAAUGAGUCGGUUCCUAACGGACGCUCAGCUUCUUCCCAGCUUGGUCAGGAGUAGUUUGAGCCCCUUCCCUGUCGUGUCCCCCCCAGCCCAGCUUUUCCGUUCUUGUGGUCAGGAUUUGCUUUUCAGGUAGUUCGGGGGCCUCUGUCCCCCCCUAGCUGGUCUAGGCUCAGGUGGUUGAGCGAGCGUAGCCGUAGCCGUAGCCGCAGCGCCAGCUUUGCUUUGCUUUGCCGCCCGCGCGGAGCCCUCGCCGGAGCCUCCUUCAUCAUUAUUAUUAUUAUUAUUAUUUCUUUUUUUCCUUUAUUUUUAAGAGGGUGAAUAAUCCACUCGUAGCUUUUCAGUCCCAAAGGCCACAGCUGCCUGAGGCCGCCGCGCCGGCACCGGCACGGGAGCGCCGGCACAACCGGCCUUGUGCGUGGAGCUCGUCCCGCGGCACUUAGCGUCCCCCAGCCCCACUGCCCAGUAAAAUAAACUCCAGUUUUUAACAAAC
Molecule: messenger RNA, 2388 nt
Organism: Melopsittacus undulatus (budgerigar)
Lineage: Eukaryota; Metazoa; Chordata; Aves; Psittaciformes; Psittaculidae
Product: RNA-binding protein 4B
Exons: 3
Coding region: 70-1173 (367 amino acids)
Cellular component (GO): nucleus
Molecular function (GO): zinc ion binding; mRNA binding
Source: RefSeq, a predicted model, not a curated record